Messenger RNA from Oppiella nova, 1281 nucleotides. Lineage: Eukaryota; Metazoa; Arthropoda; Arachnida; Sarcoptiformes; Oppiidae. The record is from the annotation of a GenBank genome assembly.
ACAGCACCGAUCUCUGCGCAAAGCCAGUGCGAGAAGGAUAGGUUGGCUAAUGUGAAAUCAGGUAAAACAAAAGUAGUUGGGCCCAAUAUUGGCAGUUGGUUAGUGUUGGAGGCAUGGAUGGCCGGCAAUGUCUGGGACAGUAACGGGUGCGACAGAAACACCAAACAAGGUAGUUAUUUGCUUGAACAGUGCCUGGGUAGUCGAGCACCUGCUGUUAUGGAGAAACAUUGGUCAUCGUUUAUCACUGAAAAUGACUUUGCUGAAAUGUCCAAACACGGUGUUAAUGUGGUUCGCUUCCCAGUUGGUUGGUGGCAGAUUUAUGACCCGCAAGGUGGCGCUAGCAAAGCCAAACUGAACUGGCACGUCACACCCACCAACUACAUAACCGGUGGUCUGGCAUAUAUUGAUAAGGCUUUCGAAUGGGGCGCUAAGCACGGAAUCGGUAUAUUAUUGGACAUGCACGCGGCACCUGGAUCUCAAAAUGCCUUUGAUAACUCGUCACCCGCUGAAUACCCUCCUCAGGCUUUCGAAUGGGGCGCUAAGCACGGAAUCGGUAUAUUAUUGGACAUGCACGCGGCACCUGGAUCUCAAAAUGCCUUUGAUAACUCGUCACCCGCUGAAUACCCUCCUCAGAAAAAUUGGGACAAAUACGAUGCAAACAGGGGUCAGACUGUAGACUCAAUGGAGCUGUAUGCUCAGCGUUACGGCAAUCACAGUGCCCUGUACGGGUUCUGUUUUCUCAAUGAGCCCAAUGGUAUGGACAUCGGAAAGUUGCAAGAUUACUAUAACCGAGCCUACGCUGCCGUACGUAAACACUCGGCCGACUCCGUGAUAGUCAUCAACCCGUUGAUCAAUGGAGAAUCGGGUGUCGAAAGUCAUUGGAUAAGCUUUGGACAGGGUAUGACCAAGUUGGCCAUGGACUUGCAUUACUACUCGUGCUUUGGUGGCGGUCCCGAUCAGACUAACCCCGAUGGCGCUAUUGGUUAUAUAAACAAUGACAGAAAGAACCAAAUUUCUACGUUCGCCAGUAGAAAUCCGGGAAAGAAGAUGUUGAUUGGUGAAUGGUCAUCGUGCAAUCAUUUUAAUAACCCGGGUCGCAAUGGCGAUUUUGCCAAGGCCGAGUUCAACGUGUACGACAAGGCUUCAUUGGGCUGGACAUUUUGGUCGUGGACCGCCGGAUCCGGUGAAUUGUGGUCAUUGAAAACCAAUUUCGAAAGGGGAUGGGUGCCGGCUAACCUUAUGUUCCCUUGCUAAAUACCUCUAUGUAUUUAAAUAGUAGGG